Messenger RNA from Sclerotinia borealis F-4128, 3906 nucleotides. NCBI's taxonomy places the organism in Eukaryota, Fungi, Ascomycota, Leotiomycetes, Helotiales, Sclerotiniaceae. The record is from the annotation of a GenBank genome assembly.
AUGGCUCGAACUUCUACGCGGUCGGCAUCGCGAGAUUUACCUUCUUCACCACCCAAUCGCGAGAGUCCUAUUGGCAGAGUCAUUCGGACAACAAGAAGCCAAAGCAUAGAUUUGGAUGCGCGAAGAUCCCGACAAGGAAGUGUUGAAAGUACGGGUAGUAAUAAUCAGCCAAGAAAUCGCAGAGUUCCCCGUGCAACAACAGCCUCCACCGCAAGAAAUUUACCUAUAGUCACAGAAGCCGAUGAGCUGUUGUCCGAGAAGGAGGACGAAGGCCAGGACGUGGAGCAGGACGAAGAAGAGGGGGAGGAUCCAGACGCUACCAAGGUCGCGGAGCCUUCAGAAUUCGACAUGCAGGGAGAUGAUCUCCGAAGUAAUCAAGCUAAUUCUCCCGCCCAUACUGCCAUAUCGGAUACAACGGUUAACACGUUGCAUACAGAACGAGUGAUGGAAUCCAUUGAUUCGAAAUCGGCUAUAGAGACCCUCUCUGACCUUUACGACACAGCUCGUCAAAUUAUCACCAAGUCUGCGAAUAAAAAUGUCCGGCCAAAGGAUACGAAACGCCAUCUCAAAUUCUUGAAUGCUCUUUGUAAUGGCUUUGAAGCACUCCGAGAACCAUACGGUACGGAAAAGUUCAUCGAGGUUAAACUCGUACUGAGAAAGCUCUUCGGUCCGCUAGAUUCUGAGGAAUAUGGGUCAAAAGUCCCCGGAGAUAGUGCUGUUCCUCUCUCUGCAAUUCUGCAUUCGGCAAAUCUUGCAACUUUGAUAAGCGAAGUGAACGAACAACGUCAAAUGGGUCAAGACUUGGAUGAUAAAGCUCGUCAGCAAAAACUGACGGUAUUCCUCCAGUCUUUAGAAAAGGCGUUCCCGGGCCCAUUUGUCUCAGAGUUUGCUGCAAAUUCCGAUUCCGGAGGUAGCAAACUAAUCAACGAGAGCUUUGAUAUGGUUUUGGAUAUACGGACUCAUCUAUUCAUAACUGUCUCACGACAAUUGGAAAUGGGGGAACCGAGUUUUGAUCCCGAUCGAGUCCUAACUACGUUAUUCCUUGAGGGUGAAGAUGAGAAUGGAAGUUUUGACGGCAUUGACUUCGAAGAGCAGCGCGAUAGAGCCGGUGAGAGGGUGGAUUUAAUUCGCAAAACAUUCAAGCCCCCAGAGAACGCUACAGGUCCCGGGGAAUAUGUCGAUUUUGACAUGUUGGAUGAUUUGUACCCCAUAUCCGAGUUUUUCAACAAUCUUAUUGGCUACGGUCAAAAGCGUUUGGCCGAAGUCGAGAACAAUGUAGAAACUCGGGGUGGUAUCGAGAACGUAAUCGAGUCGCUCCAGGAACUUGUUAAAGAUAUUGAAUCUGACCCCGAACCCGACAUUGAAGUACAAUUCAACGCACCAAAGCGAGUUAUGGAGCAAGACAGUAAUCCAUCAUUGAAGAUGAUGAUGCCCCCGCCGCCACCACCAAAAACACAGAAGAGUCAUCAUCUUGACCCGCGCGCUUUAAGGAGGCUUCUAGACCUCAAAAAUAAAGCAGGAAGUCAGCAAUUGGGCGAUAGAGAAGGUUCCUCUAGACCUAAUCCUAGCGCGAAUGCUAGAUCUAGCCUUACAGGUCCAUUACGAUCACGACCAGAAGUGCAACAGCAGGACUCUGCAAUCACAUCCGCUUUCAAGGCAUUUAGUAAGUCCCAAAAUAAAGAGAAUCGACUUCCUGAUCAACACCAAGAAUCUCGAGCUCAUCCGUCGACAACUGCAAGGCGAGGAAUGUAUGGGAGGCACCCCGAUGCCGAAAGGGUGCAGUGGACUGAGGACAGCCAAGGUCUCCCAGAACUCCCUCAGCCAAAAAAUAAGAAGCGCAAAACCCCUCUUCCGCCAGAUGUUCAGACGGACGAGGAGGAAUUUAGCUCCGAUCCAGGCUUUCAAAACGAUCAGAGAAACAUGGAUCCUCCCCGAAAAACCGCUGCACUUAAAUCUUCGGUCCGCCCGAAUAAACGAGUGCGUACCGAAGCAGGUGAGAGUUCUCGAGUACAAAACUCACAUAAUGGUGAUAGACCUCGAGAAGUCUUCUCACCAAUCGGUCCCAUUGAAGAUGGUGAUGAUGAUGAUGAUGAUGAUGAUGAUAUACAAAGUCAAUUCGCCUCUGAACGACAAAGCCAACAGAUAAGAGAGCGAUCGCAAUUACAACAAGGCCCACGCAUAUCACCACGUCCGUUAAGAAGAAGUCCGAGGAUAGACCUAGACGAUGACGAAGACAGCCUAGAAUUGCCCGACGAUGACGAACUACGCCCCGCACCGUUUUCACAAAUACAGGGAACCGCUCGUACCAAUGCCAGAACACAAGCAACCAAAGUCGGCGUCAACAGACCACAAACUCGCGAAGUAUGGUCUGAUGCCGAUACCGAUCGUCUCAUAAGACGCAUCGCUAAAUACGGGUCUAAUUGGGCAGAGAUCGAAAGACGUGGUGGAUUCGAUCGGGACAAUUUGUCACAGGUGAAUUUGAAAGACAGGGCAAGAAAUAUGAAAACGAACAUGUUGCUAGCUGGAGAAUUGCUUCCAAAACAUUUCGAGAACGUUAAAUUAAAUGCUAAAUUAAUCGCAAGAGUGAAGACCACGUGGCCGGAGUAUAAUCCAAUUACGGACACUGGAGCUUACCUUCGAAUGGGUAUUAGGAUAUUGUUGGCAUGCUGGGCAGAGGAAGCGCAUCUAGUCCACGAAAUGGUCAAACAAGAUGGGCUGGAAUGGGUAGGGGAGAUGUUUGGCCUUGAACCCCGAUGGACAACGGAACCCGAUAUCGUCAAGAUCGAAUUAAUCGCACGCAAACAUCUCAAAUUCGAUGUUAAUUCUCUCUGUCGAGUUACGUUUUAUGCAGAAGGAGCCUUUAAUAAGCUUUACAAACUCAAGACUGCGGAUGCGGAUGCAUGUUUCUUGAUUCGCGUCACGUUGCCUGUCGACCCUUUUAACAAGACGAAUAGUGAAGUUGCUACUAUCAACUUCAUUCGCCAAAAUACAGAUAUACCGGUAUCACGGAUUCUGGCAUUUGAUGAUUCUAGUGAGAAUGAGCUCGGAUCUCGAAGCGGGGCCAGGAACCCGCCUCCUAGUACGAGUAUUGCAUCGGAUGAUAAUGAUAUCGCGGGGGAGGCAUUGCAAGGAUCGAUACCUGCAUUGCCAGUUCUGGGUCAAAUGGUCUCAUUGGUAUUCUUCUGGGGAGAUCACAUUGCACAAGAUAUUCCCCGAGGCCCGUUUGCUCACAGCUCAGACUGGAUUCUCGCACGUCUCAACUUGGUUCUUACAGAUCAGGAAAAGAUUCUGAACACGUCGAAGGAUGAAGAUGAUAUUGAAGAUGCUCAAAAUUCUAAAACGCUUGCCGAAAGACUGCUCAAACUACUCCCCAGUAUACUUCCUGCCAAUCAAGAUAUCCUAGAACAAUCCGUGCUCUUCCACGACGACUUAUCCAUGCAGAAUAUCCUAGUCGAUGACGAUGGAAAUAUCACCGGUAUCAUCGACUGGGAAUGUGUCUCCGCCCUCCCCCUUUGGCGCUCCUGUUCCCUCCCGGAACUCUUCCGUUCCCGAGAACGCACCCAAAAGCCAGAACGCGAUCAGUAUGCCCCGGACUCCCCAUCCUCAUCCCCCAUCGACAGCGAUCUCGACAGUGAUUUCGACAACGAGGGCAUAAACAGUCUCUAUUGGGAGUACCUCCUCGAAUACGAACUCACGCAACUGCGCUCGCUGUUCCUGCACGAAAUGCAUGUUGUGGCUCCAGAAUGGACCCAGGAAUAUAUGAAUGCGGUUGAGAAUGGGAAGGUGGAUUUCGAACUCGCGGUUCAGCAUUGUGAUAAUAGUUGGCGCACGUAUAAGAUACGAGCGUGGCUUGAUGCGCGCGAGAAGGGGGAGUACUGGAGUUUGAGGGGGAAGUUUUUGGAGUAG